UUCGCCUCUGAUUAGAAAUCCUUGGAAAAGGGGGUCGGACAGGGCACUGUACUCAAAUUGCUUUAUUGUUCCAGGGGGCUGCAGGAAAAACACGCAGGGGGUGUUUUGCACAAGUUGUAAAGUUAAAUGGUGAAGUGGUCGAUUUGAACCGAGCAGCAGGAUGUCUGAGUUCAGCGAGGAGCCGCGCUUCACUAUUGAGCAGAUAGAUCUGCUGCAGCGGCUGCGUCGCUCCGGCAUGACCAAGCAGGAGAUCCUGCACGCGCUUGAAACUCUGGACCGGCUGGACCGGGAGCACGGCGACAAGUUCGGCCGCCGCACCUCUUCCUCCUCCUCCUCCUCGUCCUCCUACGGAGUAGGCGGGGCAAACGGCUGCACCAACAACUCUGCCUCUAACACAACCACGUCAUUCAACAAUAACAACACUGCCUCUGCAACCACCACCUCUUCCGUGUCAUGCAACGGCAACAACGCCGCCAUCAACAACGGCGAGGUCGGCGCCGGCGAUCACUCCGCAGCCACUGCUUCCUCCACGACCUCCAAAAUCUCCACCGCCACUCAGACGCAGUUCGGCAGCGGCGGGGGGCUCUCGCCAUCUCCUAGCAACAGCUACGACACCUCUUCGCCUCCAGGUCCGCCGCCGCCUUCCGCCAUCCUGCCCUCGCCGGUGUCGCUGGUGGCGCUGUCACAGAACGGGCGCGACAGCCUAGCCGCCACGCCCAACGGGAAGCUUUCGCCGCCUCGUUACCCAGUGAACAGUGCAGCGGCAGCACGAGCCUUCGGGUUUGAAGCCUCAGAAGAAGAUCUAGAUGUUGAUGAUAAAGUGGAGGAGCUGAUGAGGAGGGACAGCAGUAUGGUGAAAGAGGAGAUCAAAGCUUUCCUAGGGAACAGGAGGAUCUCUCAGGCAGUUGUGGCACAAGUCACCGGCAUCAGCCAGAGCAGGAUCUCUCAUUGGCUGCUGCAGCACGGCUCUGACCUGAGCGAGCAGAAGAAACGGGCCUUUUACCGCUGGUACACGCUGGAGAAAACCACUCCAGGUGCCACUCUGAACAUGCGGCCUGCUCCGUUGCCCCUGGAGGACAUGGAGUGGAGGCAAACCCCGCCGCCCCUCGCUACUGCCCCAGGAACCUUCAGGUUGCGUCGGGGAAGCCGCUUCACUUGGAGGAAAGAGUGCCUGGCUGUGAUGGAGAGCUACUUCAACGACAACCAGUAUCCAGAUGAGGCCAAAAGGGAGGAGAUAGCAAACGCCUGCAAUGCUGUGAUUCAGAAACCAGGGAAGAAGCUGUCUGAUCUGGAGAGGGUCACCUCCCUCAAAGUUUACAACUGGUUCGCCAACCGUCGCAAAGAGAUCAAGAGACGGGCUAACAUUGAAGCCACAAUUCUGGAGAGUCACGGGAUAGACGUCCAGAGUCCAGGGGGACACUCCAACAGCGACGACAUCGAUGGAAACGACUUCUCAGAGCAGGCAUGUGACCUGCCCUAUUUUGACAAGAGACCUCUCAGCCGACCUUUUGGCCUUUACCGACUGGAGCCCACCUCGCCAACACAGGACGACAGCGCAGCACACAGCGAGCACCAGGACCCCAUCUCUCUGGCUGUGGAGAUGGCCGCCGUCAACCACACCAUCCUGGCCCUGUCCAGAACCGGAGGGGUGCCCAGCGACAUCAAGACGGAGUCCCUGGAGGACGAAUGAAUGACCCCCCCCACCCCCACCCCCUUCGCUCCCCCCCAGCCCUGCACAGGAAGUGGGAUGGAGGAGGUGACGAGAGAAACGAAAAGAGUCGGGAGGGGAGAGGGAACGAGGAGUAGAAAAGGUGGGAGACAGGACGAGGGGAGGGGGCUUAAUAAAGAGAACAAAAUAACGCUACUUAGUAAACCUUCUGAAUCUAUCCCUCAGCCAACCCCCCCCUUGCCAAAUGUUCCUCCUCUCUUGACUUCCCUCUCCCUCCCCUCCUCCCAGAAAGUCCAUGUAAACAGUAAUUACCCUCCUCCCUCACUUCACCCUGCAGCCC
Molecule: messenger RNA, 2009 nt
Organism: Scomber japonicus (chub mackerel)
Lineage: Eukaryota; Metazoa; Chordata; Actinopteri; Scombriformes; Scombridae
Gene: hmbox1b
Product: homeobox containing 1 b
Exons: 10
Coding region: 161-1690 (509 amino acids)
Biological process (GO): positive regulation of DNA-templated transcription
Cellular component (GO): nucleus
Molecular function (GO): double-stranded telomeric DNA binding
Source: RefSeq, a predicted model, not a curated record